AUGUUUUUGUGGUCUGGGAUGAGAAAAGAUAUUGGAGAUUAUGUCUCGCGCUGUUUGACUUGUCAAAAGGUUAAAAGUAAGCAUAAAAGACCAAGAGGUUUAUUGCAACCUUUGGAGAUACCGGUAUGGAAGUGGAAUGAUAUCUCUAUGGAUUUUAUUGUGGGUUUACCUCGGACGAAGGCAGGAAAUGAUGCGUUAUGGGUCAUACUGGAUCGUUUGACUAAAUCAUCACGUUUCAUCCCUAUGAACUUUCAUGGAUGGGCAGACGGAACGGACAAAUCAGAUACUAGAAGAUAUGCAUCGAUACAGAUGGCUCCAUUUGAGGCUUUGUAUGGGCGUCUUUGUCGUAGUCCGGUUUAUUGGGGUGAUUUCACCGAAGCUGUGACCUUGGGGCCUGAAUUGUGGUUCCAGAUGACUGAGAAAGUGAGGUUGAUAAGGGAUUGUUUGAAAGCGGCACAGGAUCGUCAGAAGUCUUUCGCUGAUUUAAAGCGAUGA
Amaranthus tricolor (Joseph's coat) is the source of this 495-nucleotide messenger RNA. RefSeq lists its product as uncharacterized. The record is from RefSeq and is a predicted model, not a curated record. The coding region runs from base 1 to 495 and encodes 164 amino acids. Lineage: Eukaryota; Viridiplantae; Streptophyta; Magnoliopsida; Caryophyllales; Amaranthaceae. The transcript has 3 exons.